AUGUCGCCAGCGGGGUCCCCGGAUGGGCCAUCGGCCAGGUCCCCCGAGGUACUUUGGCAACUGGUACAAUUCAAAAAGAUAAAGGCCUUUAACGAUGAGAACGAACUAAAACAGGGACGUUUCGAGUGCUGGUUUGUCAUUGAGCUCCCUCCGGUUGAAGACUCGGGAUUUCGUGUCUGGAUCGUUGUUGUCAGCGGCAAUGCCCAUGCACGCUUCCCAACGGCACGGGACGAGUGCUCUCUACGAGUCAAAGGCCAAACUUGGUGGGAAGCGAGCCGCGUCCCCAACCCCACAACGACCAUCUCAAUACCGGGCGACAACCAAUGCGUCUAUUCCACGUACAAAGUCAAAGUUCCUCGUUCCCUGAACGAUGACAGGCAGCCGCUUUUUGCCCCCUUGGAGAUGGCAAAGGACCCCGAAGAUGGAGCAUUGCGACCAAUCUUCUGCUCUGAGAAGAUGUUGCGGGCAGGUCUUUGCCUCAAGAUAAAGUCAACACCGCAGCUCGAAGACCAGAUACAAAGGAAAGCCGUGCCCGACCCGUGUUGGCAAUUCCAUGAUCCCAAGCAGUACGAUGACAUCUUCCGCUGGGGAACAGAGGAGGACUUCGAGUUCGAGGCCGCAGAGAUACGUAAUUUCAACCUCGAAAGCGUCUACAAGUGCUGGCUCGUUGCCCAGGACACCCACAACGGCGCGCUUUCUCGCUCCGAAUCAAAUGGCGCCAAGCGCCACCAGUACCUUGUUGUGAUGGCCGUGCGAGAAAUCCCAGAAGAUUUCCCCAAGGUGGGAGACUUGUGUGAACUUGCAUUCAAAAGCCACAUUCCUGCGCCGGAGAAGGAUGCGGCCACCACCAAAGAUAACGCGAAGCUCAAGCGGAAAGGGCUGGAAUACCAGGUCGGCGCGCGGCUGGACAACCCCUAUGACAAGAUUCUCUUGGACGAAGGAUCUGCAGCCGGGUCUUCUUGGAACAAUUACUGCACGUUCAAGGUCUCGCUGUGCAAUGACUCUGCCGAAGUCUACUCUCUGCUGGACGGCGUCGAUUGUAAGCUGGACUGGCGCACGAUGUCUCAACGUGACGGCCGCCAAAAGCAUCGAAUGGUGCUGGAUCGGGCAUCCGCUUUUGAAGCACAUGUCUGGAUUAGGAUCAGUACGACGACGAUGACUGUCGAACUGAAUGCAUUGACGGAAGCGCUUGACCAGCCAGUCCACAGUCGUACCCGCGAGGCGAUUUCGUACGUCCGCACUUUUGAGAGAACGACUGAGACAUUCGAUCUUUUUCAAGCUCUUCCCAACAUUCGCAGCGAUCGCAAAUUGCCCGAAAACGUCUCGGCGCUAUUUCAACGCCUUGAUGAAGACCAGAAACAUGCCUACAGAACAGUUCUAAGCAAACUCCCCGCCAGGGUCGGGAUCCUACCAGGCGGUCCGGGUACGGGGAAGACGAGCCUUUUCCUCGCGAUCUCUUCUCUGGCACUCACGCCCAUCGAGGGGGUGCAAAAGACUGGUGGCCCGAUCCUGCUUAUCCUGGAGGCAAAUCGCCCGGCAAACGCUGCCGCAACUCAUGUGGUGCAGCAUUUCGAGAAACUGCAACGGAGCGAAUUGCGAAUUUUGAGGGCAUACAAUUUCAACUAUGAGGGCGUCUGGAGUGCUCGAAAGUAUUUGAAACAAGAAGACAGCGACACACAAUCUUCUGGCGUUAAUUUCGAUGAAAUGUUUGAAGCUCAUCGUCCGGAUCAUGUGCCACAGCUUCGCAGGGGUCGCAAGGGCGAGUGCCUUGCCCCAAACCUAAAGGAAGCAGCGCAGCAGUACUUGUCAGACCACCUGGAAGAUUUUCCAAGAUUUUCAGAACUACUCCGCGCGGAGCAUCCAGCUGCAUUCAAGAACCGCCCAUCUUUUGAUGAAGACGUACGGGAGGAGUGGGAUAAACUGUUCAAAAUCGUACUGGGUGAGACUGACUUUGUGAUCACGACCACCGUUGGAGCGGCAAAGAUCGCAAAGUACUUUCGUCCGACCCUUGUUCUGUUUGACGAGGCAUCUCGCUCUCGGGAGCUUGGCACCCUCGCAGCUAUCACAAACUUCCCAUCUGCCGAAGCCUUCCUUUUCACAGGCACCGUGGAGAUGACAAAGCCGUACCUCGCGUCUCACGGCAGCCACCUUUGGAACCCUUGUACCGAGCAGCUGAGGACAUCGAUGAUGGCGAGGUACUUGCACACAGUGCCAGACACACCCCGUCUUUCACUGAACCAUCAAGCCUAUGGGAAUUUGCACCGCCUCUCAUCUGAGUUGUUUUGGGACGGCGGUAUUCACUCUGCCCUGCCAAGGGAAGAGCGAUUCCCUCCGUCGACGAUGCACCUGCUCCACUACUGCAGAGACCUCGCCGGGAACCAGGCGUUGACAUUCCCUCGGCUGCUGGUUCAUGUGAGUGGCUUCAGUGAGGAGGACUUCAAGCAGAGGAGCAAAUUAAACAAGAGACACUUGAAUUGGGUGGUCCAGAAAAUAAUUCGGGACCUUGUUCAAGAUCCAGAUUUUCGAUCGACAGAUGGGAACGAGCCUGGCAGCAUAAUAGUCACUACACCUUACCGUGCACAGUUCACGCUUUAUCGGAAGGCCAUCAACAGUCUGAUGCGUGACCUGGACCGCGAGCAUCAGCUUUCAGGCAGCCGGGGCCGAAGGUUGCACAGGGAGGUCCAAGUCCAACCAGCGACGGCCGAUGUCGUCCAGGGCCACUCGGGAGACGUGGUCAUCCUGGACCUCGUCAACUGGGAGAACACCCCACAUGUAGCAGAUCCCAACCGGCUGUGUGCCGCUCUGACGCGCGCCAAACAGGCCGAGUUUGUGAUUAUGGAAAGAACCAUGUUGUUGCAGCGGGACAGGCCGAGGAGGUGGAACUUUGGCUACAUAGGACCACACAUCAGGCUGCUCCAUGAGCACUGCGACUCCCUGGGGCAGGUCAUCGCUGUGGACCCUGUGGAUGACAGCCAGUCCAGGAGGAGUUACAGCCUACACCGAGCGGAUCCUCCUGCUGGAGCCGAUGUGUCUGCGGUGCCUCGGCAGCUCCCGGAGCUCCCGCCCGAUCUUGACCAGCCGCGGGAGGACGGAAAGGCUGAAGAGCUUCCUGAUGCUGCUGUUGGGUCCGGCCUGUCAGCUUCAGACGGUAACGAUGAAGAUGGUGACGUUGAAGACAUGUUGGGACUUGCGGCCAAGUUUGGGUUCGAGAUGGUGAGGAAGGCUAUGCAGCUGGGUCUUGAUCCCUUGGCGGGUUCGACUGAGGGUGUGUAG
Molecule: messenger RNA, 3273 nt
Organism: Diaporthe batatas
Lineage: Eukaryota; Fungi; Ascomycota; Sordariomycetes; Diaporthales; Diaporthaceae
Exons: 2
Coding region: 1-3273 (1090 amino acids)
Molecular function (GO): helicase activity
Source: RefSeq, a predicted model, not a curated record